AUGGUGAUAUGCGUGAGUGCUGCUUUAAUGGAAGAUGUUGAUGAGACUCAUUACGCUAAAGCGUUAAAUAAAUGGAAGAGCGUUCAAAAGUAUGUUGAGGUUCGUCCUGGGGCGUUCAUAUUUUAUUGGCUGUACUAUGCCGAUGGAACGAUUGAGGGGGCUGACAAGAAACCUCUCGUGAUAUGGAUACAAGGCGGACCUGGUUUGGCUGCAAGUGGGAUAGCAAAUUUCGCUGAAAUCGGUCCGCUGAAUAUGGACAUGCAACCUCGGAAUCACACGUGGGUGAAUGGGAAAAACUUGCUUUUAAUUGAUCAUCCCGUAGGAACUGGAUUUAGUUAUGUUACAGACAAUUCUUUACUUGUCAAGAGCGAUCGAGUUAUGGCAACCGAUCUCUCAAAAACAAUAAGAGCAAUUUUCCGAACGCAUAAGCAAUUUCGGAAAACACCGUCUUACAUCUUCGGCCAAAGUUACGGAGGGAAAAUCUGCCCUCGUCUCGCAUACUAUUUACACACGGCGAUUGAAAAAAAACGUCUGAAGAUGAACCUCAAAGGCAUAGGAGUUGGAAGUGGCUGGGUAGACCCCAAAGAAAGCAUUUUGACAUAUUCAAAUUAUUUGUAUGCCAUGGGAGCUAUCGACCGUAACACGUAUUUGAAAAUCACAACUAUCGCUAAAAGAAUAGCGGAGUUUAUCGAGAAGAAGGAUUAUGCGACAGCUAACAAAUGGGACAUCUUGUUGCAUUCAACCAUCUCCAAAGAAUCUGGAAUGGAAAUAAAUUUUAACAAUAUCAACCAAGGUAGUCAGUAUGUGACUUUGGCUCUGUUAAACAAGAAGGUGAACUCCUACGUAAAACCGACGCUGGUAAUAGUGAACCAAAGUUUGGAGUGGUCGUACUUAUCCGAGGAAGUAUUUGAUAGUAUGAAUGAAAGCUUCUUUUUACCGUCGACCAGAUUUUUAGAGAUCCUGCUGAAUAAAACUGAUUUGAAUAUUGCUGUUUACAAUGGAAAUUUGGACGUUGUCACCCCUCUGGCAGGAGCUACAAAUUGGGUUCACAAAUUGAGAUGGCAUAGUGCAGAGCAAUUUAGAAAUGCCAAAAGAAUACCAAUAAAUGGACACAGAAAUGGAUUCUUUAAAAAGGCAAAGAGGUUCAGUUUUUGGUGGGUCUUCGGAGCGGGUCAUUGGGUGCCAGAAGACAAUCCUACAGCCAUGGAACAGAUUUUGAAUCACGUGAUGUAUAGUUAA
Molecule: messenger RNA, 1239 nt
Organism: Chilo suppressalis (striped riceborer)
Lineage: Eukaryota; Metazoa; Arthropoda; Insecta; Lepidoptera; Crambidae
Source: the annotation of a GenBank genome assembly